This is a messenger RNA of Schistosoma turkestanicum, 541 nucleotides long. The record is from the annotation of a GenBank genome assembly. NCBI's taxonomy places the organism in Eukaryota, Metazoa, Platyhelminthes, Trematoda, Strigeidida, Schistosomatidae.
UACAGUUCAUCAAGUAAUGAAAUGUAGGAGAAAAACACCUAAGCAAAUAAAAAGAUGUGAAUGGUUAGAGAAACUUCUAAAAUUGGAAUCCUACCGUUCAGUUUUUCUUCCUCCAAAGAAAAAUCAUUUAUUUUUGGAUUUUGAAUUAUUGAACCGUUAUCAAGAUGCAUUAAGUAAAGCUUUAGAAUUAUCAAUGAAGCAUAAUUUACCACCAAUUAAUGGUUCAACAUUAAUUAUAUGUUCUACUAGUAAAUAUGUCAAUCAAUCUAAGCGUAAAUCAUCGAAAUCUUAUAUAAAAAUCAUGGGUUUUCUUCUUGGUUCAAUGUGUACAUGGAUUUGUGAAACACCUACAACUUAUGUCACAGUUAAUAAUGAAUACAAUCUAACCCCAAUUGAAGUUCUAUUCAAAGCGAAACAUACUACAGACAAUAAUAAUGAUAUAGUUUCGCAUGUACACGAUUCAAAAUCUAAUAAAUAUCGAUGUCAAUAUAAAAAAAUUGGAAUUUUAGAAAAAACAAAACAAAUCUAUGGAAGACGUAAA